Prionailurus viverrinus (fishing cat) is the source of this 4345-nucleotide messenger RNA. Its product is annotated as zinc finger protein 558. The record is from RefSeq and is a predicted model, not a curated record. Gene Ontology annotation, biological process: regulation of DNA-templated transcription. The coding region runs from base 2647 to 3753 and encodes 368 amino acids. The transcript is spliced from 6 exons. Lineage: Eukaryota; Metazoa; Chordata; Mammalia; Carnivora; Felidae.
AGACAAGAGACCUUCCCUAAGAAGGCAGGUGGAGGAGCACAGAUCUGAGCCGCAGAGCCCGGCCUCACCCAGGAGGGGAGACAGCUCCCGGCUUGUAACAGGAGGGAGGGCGGAGGCCGGGGUCGCGUGGCCAUUCUGGCGGCUUCCAGGGAAGGGAGAUUCCUUCUCACGGGGGUUACUGUGAGAAGUAGGAGGCAGGGCCGUCUGCGCAAAGUGAGGGUGUGUGUAUCUGUUGCCACCUAACAGGUUGUCCCAUCAGUGACUUAAAACGAUGAUGAUCAUGUAUCAGAUCUCAUGGUCUUUGUGGUUCAGGAGUUCAGGACCGCUUCGCUAGAAGGUUCUGGCUCAGGGACUUUCCUGAGUUCCUAGCGGGCUCUCAGCCGGGCUGCAGCCAUCUGGAGCCUGGACUGGUGCCGAGGGUCCAAGGCCAAGGCGGUUCGCUCCCAGGCGGGCAUGUCAGUGGUGCUGCUGGAGGGAGGCCUCCGUUCCUCUCCAAGUCGGUCCCUCCAUGGGGCCGCCCGAGUUCCUUGUAACGGGGCUUCCCCCGGAGCAAGCGGGGCGAGAGACCAAGCAACGCUGCAGUGCCUUGGAGCACCCAGCCUGGGAAGUCGCCCCCAAGGCGCUCUUGUGACCCGGGUCAGCCCGACGCGGGCGGGUGUGGACACCAGGAGGCUUGGGUCAUGGGGGCCAGUCAGGAAGCUGGUUGCCGCGGAGGGCGGAGGGGAGGGUGUGCGAGGGGUAAAGAGAUUAGAGGCCUGAUGGUGGGGAGCCGCACGGACUUACAGGAUGUCCUGCAGGGUCAAGGCUGUUUGCAUGUUGGUGACCGUGCUUCCCCAGAGGUGGCGGCAUGACAGCCCCACCGCGGGCAGGUCCCCCGGACGCUGCCAUGGAGCCGGCAGGUGAUUGGAACCAGGCCGGGCGCAGCUCUGCUGGGCAGGGGCGCGGGCAGGGUGUGUGGAUGAGGAAUGUGUGAGAGAGGGGUGAUGAAAUCCAGGGGGGAAGCGUGAGAUGAGAACAGGACGUGCCUGAUGCCUGAUGAAGUAGCGGGGGGCGGGGGAGAGUCCUCCGCGUGAUGAAAGAACACGUGUAAGGGGCGCCGGGGUGGCUCAGUCAGUUGAGCGUCUAACUCUCCAUUUUGGCUCAGGUCACGAUCUCACAGUUCGCGGGAUCCAGCCCCGCAUUGGGCUCUGCGCUGGGUGUGGAUCCUGCUUGAGAUUCUCUGUCUCCCUCUGCACCCCCGCCCCCAACUCACACUUGCCCUCUUUCUCGCUCUAAACACACACACACACACACACACACACACACGUAGGGAAAGAAAACAUGAACAAGGACAACGUUUGGGAUGCUGGAUUCAGAGAGACCUUUGUCAGCUAUUGUUUUAGGUGGCAGAAUAGUGUCAGGUGAUGACAGGGUCUAGGGUGGCGCCCCAGGUGGAAGGGGACAAACUCGUAACACCGAGGGUCGUCCUCACGCACUCUGACGUCACCCGUCAUCUGAGGGAGGUGGGGCUGGGGGAGGCAAAGACUAGUAUCAGCCGUCAUCAUCUCCAGUAACCAAAGGGUCAGACCUGGGAAUGUGUUUGUGACAGCCACCUGCAUGGGAAGAAUGUGCCCUGAGACUCAGGGAAGCUGGGGGUUUAGGUGGGGCGGCGGAGGCGUGUCAUGGUGGAACCGUUAGGACCCAAGAGGACGAGCUCUGGCUUCGCCAGCCCUGGUUCAUCACCUGCUAAGUAAAGACCCAAUACUGGGGACCCCACCUGCAUGUUGAAGGAGGACACAACGGGCAGGCUAAGAUGGGUUGGUCCCCGGAAGCCCGCGGUGGGAGAGAGGUGUGAAGGCUUCCUGUUGUCCCGUUUCCACCAGGGCCCGGCCUGAGCGCGCUGUGCCGACCAGAGGAGGAGCGUCCGGGUUCUUCCGCUGCCCGUUGUCCGCAGAAAUUCCUGUCUGAGUCACAGGAUGGCGGCCGUGGUUCUGCCCCCCACGUGUGGUAAGUCGGGGGGCCCUCAGAGUCCAGGCGGUAAAGGCCCCUGCACCACGGAGCGGGAAAGGAGGGGCCGAGCGGUGAGGCUGGAGUGGAGCCAGAUGCCCGGGGGUCACCCGUCCCCGAUGUGGUUCUUGGGAUUUGGGAUUUUGGUGGUUUGAGUGUCUGUGGAGAUGUCACCUGUGUGGUGAGUGUGGGAGAGCCUCUGAACCGUCUCUCUGAUUCUUUCUAUAAACUUGGAAAAAUAACAGUGGUGUCCCUUGAACUUCAGUUUCUUCAUCUGUGAAAUGGGACUAAUAAUCUCUUCCUCCAGCUCAGCCUUCCCUGUACUCAGCCUCUCCUCAGAACGGACGGACGGAGGAGGAAGGGUUGGCUAAGGGCUUCCUGACCAGCUGGUUACCGCCCUGCAGAUGGAGGGAGAUCAGCUUUCAGGAUUUCACAGUCUCACUGGAAUAAGAGAAUCACCUCUGUGUUAGGGGCAUGUUCACCGUGGGAGCGGGCAUAAGUAGACAGGGAGGAUCACCGCAGGCUGAGCCCAGAAGCGGUUGAGAGCAGAGCUCAGAACCCUGCCCGCACAUCUUGCGCUUUGGGUUCCCGGCCCCUCGUCCCAUCGUCCUCUGCCCUUUUCCUGCCCACUCGGCGGGGAUGGUCCUUGCCUAAGCCGUGAUGUUUGUGACGGUUCAGCACUCGGUGACCUUCGAGGAUGUGGCCGUGGAGUUCACCCAGGAGGAGUGGGCCCUGCUGGACCCUUCUCAGAGAACACUGUACAGAGACGUGAUGCAGGAGAACUGCAGGAACCUGGCCUCGCUCGGGUGUCACGUUGAUAAACCCAGUCUGACCUCCCAGCUGGAGCAAGAAGACAAAGUGAUGACACAGGAGCGAGGAAUUCUUCCAGGCACCUGUCCAGGUUUGGAGACUGUACUUAAAGCCAAAUGGUUAACUCCUAAGAAGCACGUUUUUAGAAAAGAACAUUCCAAUGGUAUUAAAGCGGAAAGAAAUCAUCUUGGAGUGAAAGUCAAUGAAUGUAAUCAGUGCUUUAAAGUCUUCAGCACAAAAUCUAACCUCACUCAGCACAAGAGAAUUCAUACUGGAGAAAAACCCUAUGACUGUAAUCAGUGUGGCAAGUCCUUCAGCAGUAGAUCCUACCUGACCAUUCACAAGAGGAUACACAAUGGGGAGAAGCCCUAUGAAUGCACGGACUGUGGCAAAGCCUUCAAUGAUCCCUCAUCCCUUAGGCUGCACGUGAGAAUUCACACUGGAGAAAAACCCUACGAAUGUAAUCAGUGUUUCCACGUCUUCCGCACCAGUUGUAACCUCAAAAGCCACAAGAGAAUUCAUACGAGAGAGAAUCACCAUGAAUGUAAUCAAUGUGGCAAGGCCUUCAGCACGAGGUCCUCCCUCACCGGGCAUAAUAGUAUUCAUACGGGGGAGAAACCUUAUGAGUGCCAUGACUGUGGGAAAGCCUUUAGGAAGAGCUCCUAUCUGACCCAGCACAUGAGAACUCAUACUGGAGAAAAACCCUAUGAGUGUGAUCAGUGUGGAAAAUCCUUCAGCAGUAGCUUUUCUCUUACUGUGCACAAGAGAAUUCAUACUGGGGAGAAACCCUAUGAAUGCAGUAACUGUGGGAAAGCAUUCAAUAAUCUCUCCGCUGUUAAGAAACACGUGAGGACUCACACUGGAGAGAAACCCUACGAAUGUAAUCAUUGUGGAAAAUCUUUCACCACUAACUCUUACCUUUCUGUGCACAAGAGAAUUCAUAAUAGGUGGAUAUGAGUACAGUAAUUAGGAAAGCGUUCAUUGAUCUCUUAACCCUCAGACAACUGACAGUAACUCACUAGAUGGGUGAGUUAUCUGCUGCUGCCUAACAAAUUUCCCUCCAAAACAUAGUGGCUUCAAACCUCAUACAUUUAUUAUAAUUUCUGUAGGUCGGGAAUCUGGAAGCAACUUAGCUGUGUAGUCCUGGCGCAGAAUCUGUCAUGAGGUGAAAUCAAGAUGUCUGCUGGAGCCACAAUCAUCGGAGUCUUUACUGAUACAGAAUCUGCUUCCAGAAUGGCUCACUCACAUGUCUAGCAAGUUAAUGCCAGUUGUUGGCAGAGAAUCUUCAUUACUUCACUCUCCAGAGGGCCAAGUAUCUUCAUGAUGUAGCAUCAGGUUCCUCCCAAAGCAUUUGAUCUACAGGAAAGCUAAUGCAGAAGCCACAUUGUCUUUUUUGACCCAUCCUGAGGAGGACAUAUUAUCAUUUCUUCCGUACUGUAUUGCUUACAGAGUGGGAAGAAAAAACACAGGGUGUAUAUAUAUAUAUAUAUAUAUAUAUAUAUAUAUAUAUAUAUUAGGAGACAGAUCAUAAGGAACCAUCUGAGGAGUU